This is a messenger RNA of Tremella mesenterica DSM 1558, 3924 nucleotides long. RefSeq lists its product as uncharacterized. The record is from RefSeq and is a predicted model, not a curated record. Lineage: Eukaryota; Fungi; Basidiomycota; Tremellomycetes; Tremellales; Tremellaceae. Bases 4 to 3924 code for a protein of 1306 amino acids. Gene Ontology annotation, biological process: nucleotide-excision repair. Gene Ontology annotation, molecular function: single-stranded DNA binding; DNA endonuclease activity. Gene Ontology annotation, cellular component: nucleus. The transcript has 7 exons.
AACAUGGGUGUCAAAGGUCUUUGGUCGCUCUUGAACCCCGUGGCCAGACCUGUACAAUUGGAAAGUCUGGAAGGGAAGAGGUUGGCUAUAGAUAGUUCGAUAUGGCUCUACCAAUUUCAAGCUACUAUGAGAGAUAAAGAUGGACGUGUACUAGUCAACGCUCAUGUUCUUGGUUUCUUGAGACGGAUCAACAAGUUGUUGUUUCAUGGGAUUAAACCUGUCUUCGUUUUCGAUGGAGGGGCUCCUGUCUUGAAGCGUAAUACGAUUGCAGAAAGGAAACGACGGAAAGCUGGAGCAGCAGCCAAUCAUGCACGUAUGGCCGAAAAACUCUUCGCCGCUCAAAUGCGUCGUGAAGCCGUCAAAGCCGCUCAAUCAGCUCGUGAAUCUCGCGCGGCACGGGAAGCAGCUGCCUCAGCAACCGUCGCCGCUUCUUCUCGACAAGAAGAAAGUGAACAAAUACCAGAAGGUGCCAUUUAUCUCGAAGAUCUGGAAGGUCGUGCUGGUCCAUCCUCUCAACGUCCUCUACCCUCCAUCACAAAUCCAACAUCUUCUAUAUCGCCAAACCCUCCUGAUGCUGCCGAAGAACGUCGAAAGAAAUUCCGUAAACAUGAUCCAUACAAAUUACCCGCUGCUGAGAUGCCUACCCUUUCCACCGAUUCUAGACCAGAUGCAAGACUAGCUACAGAAGCUGAAUUACAACAGUUCAUAGAAGAGAUCCAACCUAAUGAUAUAGACGUAGAAUCUGCUGAAUUUCGAGCUUUACCUACAGAAGUCCAAUAUGAGAUCAUCGGUGAUCUCAGAAUUAGAUCAAGACAGCAAAGUCAUAAACGUCUUGCGGACAUGUUGAGAGCAGCUCCGUCGGCUUUGGAUUUUUCUAAAGCUCAAAUCAAAAAUCUCAGUCAGAGGAACGCCUUGACUCAACAAUUAUUGACGGUGACGGAUAUGGUGGGAAAGGCACAUUUGACAAUACCGGUGAGGAUCGCCGCGGAAAGGAAUAGAGAAUAUGUAUUGGUCAAACGGGGUGAGGAGGAUGGGGGAGGAUGGGCUUUGGGUAUAAGGGAAGGAGCUAAGGAGAGACCUAUAGAGGUAGACAAGCAAGAUUCGGAGGACGAAAGUGAUGAAGAGUCAGAAGUUAUGGAUGACUCGGAUGUAGAAGAGGUCAAACAGACUGAGCAAGUGGUGGCGCAACAACGAAGAAAGAAACUACUGGACGCUAUAACAGCCCGAUACGCUCCUAUCCCUUCACCCAGAAAGUCGGUAGACGUACCAGUCAAGCCCUUUGGUCCAAAAAAGACAUUCGGUGCCGCUCCAUUAUUCGAAGAAGAGGAUGAAGUUCAGAUUGUAGUACCUACGGCAAAUGAUGAAGCUCUAGCUUUGGCUUUACAGCAAGAAGAGCUUGGAUCAGAUGAGGAAGAGGUGGAUCAAGAUUUAGCUAGAGCUUUGGCUCUCAGUCGGCAAGAGGCGGAAAGGCAAGACGGUUCCACACAGAUGGAUACGCGAGAAGUGUCGGAUGCACGAUCGGCAUCAGUUUCCAGUUCUCAGGUUGAGGUGGGGGAGGAAUUGGGGUCGGACGAUUCGAUGGAAGAAGUAUCUUUGGUCCCUUCACGUCCGAGCACACCCGGUGUUAUCACGGGAGAGUUGAUAGUUGACGAAGAAGAUGAUUUUGAGGAGGUGCCGACAAUACCAAUACCUAGUCAGCUAGCCCGUGUCGAUUUUUCAGCGCCCGGUCAUACAAACGGGACUGAGACGACGACAUCAGCAAUGAGUUCCAUCAGACAGACGACGGCUACUGUCCCAACGAGGCCAUCGGUUCUGAGACGACCCACUGAGGAGGUCAUUGAGAUGGACGGGGAUGGGUCUGAACGUGUGGCAUCCGCUUUCGCCGCGAGCAUGCCGUUCAAUCUCGAGCGAAGAAGUCAGCCCGGCAUUGUAAAUUCGUCGUCAAAGAGGUCGAUACCUCCUACAUCUGCUCCGCAGCCAUCGAUGACACAACCGACGGAAAGAGAUGGAAGGGCACGCCCGUCGUCGAAGACGCAAAGUGUAGUAGGCGUCUCGGCAGACGUUCCUGCGGUUCGAUCGACCUUGACCCCUCCCGCCUAUCCGACUGCGCCGCUGUUAUCUAAUCCCCCUCCAUCGAUACCCUUUGCUAGUGUCAAACCCAUUCCGCCAUUGUCCACCGCCGCCCCAAAAAGACCAUCGGUGAAUCACGGAAAUACACUAGACCAAGUUCCCACAAAUAAACCUGCGAUGUCUCGUACCGUCACCGAAUCUAAUAUUCAAUCCAUCGCCUCUACUCGUGACACCAUUGUCACUUCCACAAAUUCGGACGUGAGGUCAUUUACUGGCACUCCGACUCGCUUUGACGAUGACGGAGAAGAAGAGCAAGAGCAAGAGCAAGAAGAAGAAGAAGACGAAGAAGAUAUCAUCCCAUGGUCACGGUCACCCUCUCCCAUUCGACCCCUACUUCAACCCGAAGCAUCCAACACAAGUCUUCAAUCCCUUCCCUCAGAAAUCGAACCUGACAUCGAACAUGACUCCGAUAACGGUGCACUUCAUCCUGAUGACAUCAUCGCCGAAACUGAUGAUUACGCAAGAUUUCUCUCUCAAAUCAAGAAUCGUGAUUUAGCAGAAGUCCAAACUGAAAUAGAUGAUGAAAUCCGAGUUUUACAUUCCGCAGCAAAACUCGCAGCUAGAGAUGCAGAUGAAAUCACAGCUCCUAUGAUCGCUCAAAUUCAAACUUUACUUCGACAUUUCGGUAUACCAUAUAUAACAGCACCGAUGGAAGCUGAAGCUCAAUGUGCUAAAUUGGCAACAUUAGGAUUAGUAGAUGGUAUAAUAACGGAUGAUUCUGAUGUUUUUUUAUUUGGUGGAAAUCAAUGUUUUAAAAAUAUCUUCAAUGAUUCUAAAUAUGUUGAAUGUUUUUUAUCAUCAGAUAUUCAAAGAGAAAUUUCUUUAGAUAGAGAAAGACUUAUCUCUUUAGCUUAUUUAUUAGGAUCAGAUUAUACUAUUGGAUUACCUGGUGUUGGACCUGUUAUAGCAUUGGAACUAUUAAGUAAUUUUCCUGGAAGAAGAGGAUUAGAAGAAUUUAAAGAAUGGUGGUUGAAAGUCCAAAGAGGUCAAGAUGAAGUUAUUAUAGAGAAUAAUAAUUGGAAAGAAAGGUUUAAAAAGAAAAAUAAGAAUAGUAUUUUUUUAACUACAGAUUGGCCAAAUCCGUUGGUUAGAGAAGCUUAUUUGUUUCCUGAAACGGAUGAUUCAAAAGAAGAAUUUCAUUGGGGUUUUCCAAAAUUAUCUUCUUUGAGAUCAUUCCUACACGAAGAACUCUCUUGGUCAAUAUCCAAAGUCGACGACGAACUUACUCCUAUCGUUCAACGAAUAGCACGUCGAGGUAAAUCCGGUGCACUCAACGUACAAAGCACUUUAGAUCCUUUCUUUGAUACUUCUGUCAUUUCAGGUAAUUACGCACCUAGAAAACGUAUGACAGCAAACGUUUCAAAGAGAUUAAUGGGGGUUAUAAAACAGUUCAAAGAGGCAGAAGCGAGAUUGAGUGGGGGACGUGAAGUUGAUCAAUCUCAAUCGGGUUUGGAAAAGUUUGAUGAUGAGAAUGAGGAUGCUCAUUCUCAUGCUCAAUAUGAAAUCGUCAAGGAUGAGAUAAAUAUUGAGGGUGGUUCGGGAGAGGUUGGGGUAGUUGAGAAGAUGGAGGAAAGAGGGAAACGGAGGAAAGGUUCGAAAGUUAGUAUAGAAGAUGAAAGACCUACGAAAAGAAAGUCCAAGGGGAAAGAAGUUGGAGAGAAAAGAAAGACGAGGAAUAAAGGUGGGAAGAAAAGAGGAAAGAAAGAUUUGACAGUGGAAGAUGUUGAAAUGAUGGAUAUUGAUAUACCACCGGAAGUGGAAGCUAUCAUUGAUGGGACGACUACCAUUGAGUGA